Aedes albopictus (Asian tiger mosquito) is the source of this 590-nucleotide messenger RNA. RefSeq names its product cysteine-rich venom protein 6-like. NCBI's taxonomy places the organism in Eukaryota, Metazoa, Arthropoda, Insecta, Diptera, Culicidae. The transcript has 2 exons. Bases 96 to 365 code for a protein of 89 amino acids. The record is from RefSeq and is a predicted model, not a curated record.
AGUAAGAUUCAGUAUAGUAAUCGAUAGUAAAACACUGUUGUUAUCACUGCGAACGUUGAAUCGAAUUCUGGAAUCGAACCUGACCUAAGGGCAAUAUGCGCUUCAUCCUAAUUGCCAUACUAUCGGUGGCUCUGUUUGCCAUCGUUUUCGGUAGACCACAUUGUUGCGACGAGAAUAAGGUUUUCAAUCAGUGCGGAACGGCUUGUCCGGAGAUGUGCGAAACGCUGGAACACGAGGAACCCGAACCGUGUCCGGAGAUUUGUGUGUCCGGAUGUUUCUGUCGCGAAGGUUACGUUCUGGAUUCGGACGAAAAAUGCGUACUGCCGGAGGACUGCCCGAACAAUGCCACUACCUAUGCUUAUUAGGAGGACUCUUCUGAAGUGUAGAAGUUGAAGUUUAAAUCUAGUACAUUUAUUUGAUAUUGUGUGUCUCUUCUUCUUUUCGUUUUAAAUACUAGUUUAUUUGUGUAUAUGUCUUAUAAACUAUUAAAUUUAUUCAUUAUUCUUUUUAUUUGUAAACUUCUGCGUGUGCUCAAGUAUUUUUAGUUUUACUGUUUUAAUAAAAUUAAAAGUAUUGUAGUUCUACCUGAA